This is a messenger RNA of Periconia digitata, 1145 nucleotides long. NCBI's taxonomy places the organism in Eukaryota, Fungi, Ascomycota, Dothideomycetes, Pleosporales, Periconiaceae. The record is from the annotation of a GenBank genome assembly.
UAAAGGAUGAUUCGAUUCCAGAUCGGUGUCGGGAAUGUGCAUUCAUCGUUCGGCUUAUUUUGCUAGCACCGAUUCCCAGCUUUCUGGUUUCUACCGGUCUCUCGUGCAUUCCCCCUCCGCUGACUUUGACAGAUUCCCGGUUUGAGGGAAUUUACUCUUGUCAGAAGAUGCAACACAGCACUCCAGCCGGAAUUAUCGUCGGGACCACCAUUCUCCAAGUGGUGAGCGCGGGAAGUGUUGGUUUGCGAUUUUACACUCGAUUUUGGAGGCGAUCCAGCAUUCUCGUCUCGGAUUGGCUUAUUUUGGCUGCCUUUGUGCUGGCUACUGGCUUGACCAUCACUGAAUACUAUGGAAUUGCCGUAAAAGCUUUUGCCUAUCCAAUCAGUUUGACAUUUCACGAUGCCAAUGCUGCCAAUCGACAACUUGUGCAGUUGAACAACUUACAAAACGUGAUCUUUCUCACAAGUAUUCCAGCUUUAGGGCUAAUCAGAGUGUCCGUAUCGCUGUUGUACUGGCAUCUGUUCGCGGCCGUCAAACUUCGGAGAUUCCUGAUUUUCUGGAUUGUGCUCAUGGUUGCGUGGACGUUGGCUUUCUUCAUUUGCAAAGUUGUCGAGUGCAGAGGGCGUCUCGAUGCGCUGGACCCAAUGGAAAGACGAAAAUAUUGUGGCGCGUGCCGGAACUCGGGUUACGUCUACGCUGGGAGUGGUAUACUCGCUGAUCUGAUUACACUUCUUAUACCGCUUCCGAUAGUUAUAUCGCUAUCGCUGCCAACGAAACAGAAGUGUCUUGUGCUCGCCACCUUCAUGAUCGGUGCUUUGUCGGUGGGAGCAAGCAUAGCGAAAGGCUAUAUGUAUAUCGUGUCAAUGAUGAACAAUGCGAAAUGGGAUGCUGCUUUGCUCCUCGGAGACUUCUCAAUGUGGAAUCUAGCAGAAGUUCAGGUUGGUAUCAUCGCAGCAUGCGGGAUGACCUUGCGGCCCACACUUGCAAGAAUCCUUCCAAUAGGCCGUAUGAAGGCGAUUUUCAGGAAAACGAACGAAGAAAGCGAGCCGAAGGACCCUACAUUGCCCUCAUUCGUUAGGCCUGAGCGUAUUGAUAGCCCACGAGAGGGACAGAUGUCAUCUCUUGGUCCUCGAAAUGUGCGAUAA